GGGUGCCGCGGAGGAGGAGGAGGAGGAGGAGGAGGAAGAGCAUCGGGAGCGAUGGACAGCGCGGGGAAGGAGCGGGAGGCCGUGCAGCUCAUGGCCGAGGCCGAGAAGCGGGUGAAGGGCUCGCACUCCUUCCUCAGGGGGCUCUUCGGGGGCAACACCCGUGUGGAGGAGGCCUGUGAGAUGUACACCAGGGCUGCCAACAUGUUCAAGAUCGCCAAAAACUGGAGUGCGGCAGGAAACGCCUUCUGCCAGGCAGCCAAGCUCCACAUGCAGCUCCAGAGCAAGCACGACUCGGCCACCAGCUUCGUGGAUGCCGGGAAUGCCUACAAAAAAGCGGAUCCGCAAGAGGCCAUCAACUGCCUAAACGCGGCCAUCGACAUCUACACCGACAUGGGACGCUUCACCAUCGCCGCCAAGCACCACAUCACCAUCGCCGAGAUCUACGAGGCCGAGCUGGUCGACAUCGAGAAGGCCAUCGCUCACUACGAACAGGCCGCGGAUUAUUACAAAGGAGAGGAGUCCAACAGCUCAGCCAACAAGUGUCUGCUGAAGGUGGCAGCCUACGCAGCGCAGCUGGAGCAGUACCAGAAGGCCAUCGAGAUCUAUGAGCAGGUGGGAACAAACACGAUGGAUAACCCCCUGCUCAAGUACAGCGCCAAGGAAUAUUUCUUCAAAGCCGCCCUUUGCCACUUCAUCGUGGACGAGCUGAAUGCCAAGCUCGCGCUGGAGAAAUACGAAGAAAUGUUCCCGGCAUUCACAGAUUCCCGGGAAUGCAAGCUAUUGAAAAAACUGCUGGAAGCCCACGAGGAGCAGAACAGCGAGGCCUACACCGAGGCAGUGAAGGAGUUCGACUCCAUCUCUCGGCUGGACCAGUGGCUCACCACGAUGCUGCUGCGCAUCAAGAAAACCAUCCAGGGGGAAGGGGACGGCGACCUCAAGUGACGCCCGCGGGCUCUUCCCGCCCGGCCGAGGACUAUUCUGGGAUACCUGGCCCACUCCCCCCCCUCGCUUUUAUCCCGUCGCUUCCCACUCCCAGCGCCCCGCGUGUCCCUUUAGCUCCCGGGCCGGGCGGCUCCGGCGGCUCCGAGGCGGGAUCCGCUUCCUCCUCGGCUCUGGUGCUGCUCCACCCGGCGCCUGCACCCGCCGCUCCCGGUUUUCCUGCUGUUCUCCUGAUUCCAGCAUGUACAUCUGUGGUCCAGGCCAGCGCAGCACAAAGUAACCGCUUCCCACCCCGUUGUGUUGUUCCCAUUUUCCGGUUCUCGGUGGCCCCCUGUUGGAUACACUUGGAUUUGGGGUUCUUUAAGCGUUUUUUUUUUCCCGGUGCUAGUGAGAGGCUUUGGGAUUUGGGAACUCCCACGCACCCCCAACGCGCUGCCCUAGUGCCGGAGGCAUUCCAGGCUUGGGAACAGGAGCGCCGGGAUCGGUGUUGGCCCCCACGGAGCCCCAGGUCAGGGCUGGUUUGUAUCUCAGUGUCCAGCCUAAGGUUCUUCUUGGAUGGAUUUUCCCACUUUUAUUUUGUGGUGUGUCCCAUCCCUCCAUCCCCAGGAUAACUUCCACAUGAGUGAUAAUCUAUUUUUCUACCUUUCUCUCCGUGUGAGCCGGGAACAAUCCGUUAGUUCCGGCCCCCCCCAGAGGUGUUGGCUGAGACCUGACAUCCCACGGGAGCCUUGUUGGAAUGUGGGUGCCAGGUGAGCGCAGUCUGCUUGGAAAAAGGGGAGACACGUUGAAAAAUUCCUGCUGGAAUUUAUAGGUGUGUUUUAAACCACGUGGGGAGUGAGAGAGGAUCGAGCUGCCUCUUUUCUUUCCGUGGAUAUAUGGGAGUCUGUGCAAUUUGUCACUCGGUUUUCUGUUCCAGGAGUGAGGAAGUCAUUCAUUAAGGGCUGCUUUGGUGAGUCCAGGUAGUCCCAGCCCCACGUUUCUCUGGAAAAAGGGAGAAUUUUGGGGGGGGUUUGCACUUUGGUUGGAAUUUCGGUACUGGGGCAGAGCAGGGCUUGGCUCGCUGGGUGUCACUCUAGAAAGUGGCACUUGGUCUGUGCCCCGAGCUUCUGAAAACCAAAAAAAAACCUGAUCCAUGCCAAAUUAUUAUUGUUAUUAUUGUUAUUAUUAUUAUUGUUCCUGCCCUUCCCGCUCCCUUCCUUCCUGCAGGCUGUUGUGCAAUCCCAAGUGGAGGGGAAAGCCCAGGUUUAGGAGGUGAUCUCCCAGCUCAGUGUAGUUAAUUCACUCCCACCCUUAGCAGUGGCUUUGUUGUGUCCAGGAUUAGGGGCUGGGAGGCUCCACUUUUUCCCAGUGUUUUUUUUUUUAGGCCUUGUCCUGUUCCCUCUCCCCCUUGUCAGUAUUAAGCACAGGGGCUGUAGGACGUGGGUGGAGCAGAGGGGUCUGUUCCCACAGCCCCUACACCCGUUAGUUGUGUGUGAGUAGGCUCAGCAUGUCCUCUGGUGUAUCCAUGGUGAACUGACCGUUUUCCAGGUGACAAUCCGCCACCUACUCCGCUGUAUUUCCCCCCCUAACCCCCCCACUUCCAUCACUCUCUACUCGGAAAACUUAUUAAUGAAAUGGCCUUAGCAGGAAUAUCAUGUUUUGUGUGACUCUGUCAUGAAUAAAGUGAAAAUCAUGGAUGUAAGGA
Molecule: messenger RNA, 2623 nt
Organism: Pipra filicauda (Wire-tailed manakin)
Lineage: Eukaryota; Metazoa; Chordata; Aves; Passeriformes; Pipridae
Gene: NAPB
Product: NSF attachment protein beta
Exons: 11
Coding region: 52-942 (296 amino acids)
Biological process (GO): SNARE complex disassembly; regulation of synaptic vesicle priming; synaptic transmission, glutamatergic
Cellular component (GO): vacuolar membrane; synaptobrevin 2-SNAP-25-syntaxin-1a complex; terminal bouton
Molecular function (GO): soluble NSF attachment protein activity; syntaxin binding
Source: RefSeq, a predicted model, not a curated record